Messenger RNA from Osmia lignaria (orchard mason bee), 1860 nucleotides. Its product is annotated as neuroguidin. Lineage: Eukaryota; Metazoa; Arthropoda; Insecta; Hymenoptera; Megachilidae. The record is from RefSeq and is a predicted model, not a curated record. Gene Ontology annotation, biological process: maturation of SSU-rRNA from tricistronic rRNA transcript (SSU-rRNA, 5.8S rRNA, LSU-rRNA). Gene Ontology annotation, cellular component: nucleolus; small-subunit processome.
GUUUUUUUUCCGUUGUCAUCCAUUAGUAAAUAGGAAAGAUGGCAGCAGAUUAUUGCGCUUUUUUCCUCUACAUCCACAGAUCCGACAUUUUUCUUAAAAUUAAGCCAUUUUACAAGUUUUUGUUUAAUAGUUGUAUAAAACCAUUCACGUCCAGUUUUAUGAACAGAAUUGAGCGGGUACCUUAUUUUUUAAAUGAAAUGUAGUUAACAUUGAAAUAAAUAAAAUACAUAAUUUUUGAAUGUCGAACUGGUGUCAAAUAAGGUGUAAGACGACAUACAAAUUUUGAAAAAUUCUGUAUUGUUUUACCGAGUGUAAACAUUUCAGUGUUUGAUGAAUGAAGAAUUCAUUAUGAGUUACUUUCAAGUAUUAUUACUUUUUUAAAUAAAAUAUGAUGAAAAUGAGGGCAAUCGAUGAAAUGGAACAAAGGGAUCUCCCACAGGCAUUCCGUUUGCUGGGGGAGAUGAAUGCCAAUGUAUUGCAAGUGAAUCAACUUGUGGACAACAUGUUAAUUCGUGUUAAAAAUGGAGAAAUUUCUACAGACAAGGGUCUUAGUUUUUUGGAAAUGAAAUAUCAUAUGUUACUUUCAUAUUUGAUUAAUUUGACUUAUGUAGUUCUGAGAAAAUGUUCAGGAGAACGUAUAGAAGGAGAUCCAUCGAUUGAUCGUUUAAUCGAAAUCAGAACAGUCCUAGAAAAAAUCCGACCAAUAGAUCACAAACUUAAGUAUCAAAUAGAUAAACUUGUUAAGACUGCUGUAACUGGUACUAUCAACAGUGAUGAUCCAACUAAUUUUAAAGCUAAUCCUGAUGCAUUUGAUACCAAUGAUGAAGAAUCUGACAGUGAUCAGGGUGAUGCAGAUGAAGGUUUUAAAUCAACACAAUCAAGGAAAUCUAAUGUUUAUGUACCACCAAAACUUGCUGCAGUACAUUAUGAUGGAGAUGAAACAGUUGCGGAUAAAAUUCGUAAAGCCGGAGAAAGGGUUCGCAGACGCGCUGUAUCGGGUGCUGUUUUACGGGAAUUAAAGGAAGAAUAUUUAGAUGCGCCUAUCGAAGACACACAUGGUUUAGGAGAAAAACAAACUAGUCUAGGUCGUGAGAAUAAACGGAAAAUAGAAUAUGAAGAAAAUUACAUGACACGUUUGCCUGUUACUAAACAAGAAAAACACAGACGUCGUCAAAUGACUACUGUUGGUACACUUGGAGAAGAAAUUACAUCGUUUGGAGAAUCGUCUUUUGUAUCUGCUAAAAAAAGAAAAACUCAGAAGAAAGGCAAAGCCAAAAAAAGUUUCAAGAAAAAAAGGCAUCAUUAAAUCGACUUUAUAAAAAUUUGAAAAGCUGAAUUUCAUACAGCGUUAAUAAUUAAGGUAAAAUGCAAAUUUCUUCAAUUCUUCUUGACAAAUGCAGAUGCCAUUAAUACUCGUUACUAAGUUAAGCUAAAUAACUCAUAAACAACUAGUAAUAAAAGCCAACCAUCAACGGUGAAGUAAAUAGCACGAUGGUAAUUUAUUACUACAUAAGACAUACUAAUGGUCGUGUAAUUGAUAAUUAUAGUUAAUAAUGAUUUUAAUCUUUAAUUGUUGUCUGAGAUCAAUUUUUAUCUAUGGAGUUGAAAUGUUCCGUGAGUCACAAAGAAAAAAAAUGGUAUCUCUACGAUAUUAAGUACAUGAAAAAUAAUGUCAAGGUACAUACGAGCUUAACUUACAAAAAAAAGUAUUACGUGUAACCGUGACGCAUUUAAUCAAAGAAUGGAUUUCGGCUCCAAGAUUUAAAAUUGUAAGUUAAACGCAAAAGUUGAAAGCAGAAAAUUUGUCUGCUUUAUUUUGAAAUAUUCUCCAGCUAUAGAUGAAACAAAAAAAAAAAAAAA